Messenger RNA from Cydia amplana, 1527 nucleotides. RefSeq lists its product as uncharacterized. The coding region runs from base 147 to 1382 and encodes 411 amino acids. The transcript is spliced from 3 exons. Lineage: Eukaryota; Metazoa; Arthropoda; Insecta; Lepidoptera; Tortricidae. The record is from RefSeq and is a predicted model, not a curated record.
UAUACAUUCACUGUAAUAUAAAAGGCAGCGCUGCGGAGGCAGAGUUACUAGAGAUCUCGUGUUCAUCAGACACAGUUAGUGAUCACAGACACAGCAGUGUGAGGAGGGGGUGACCUAGCAACCCGAUCAUUUGUACCCCACGCACCAUGGCCGCCCGCCUUGGCCUAAGCGGCUUCCUACUGGCUAGCUUUGGCGUCUGCUUCGCGACUUUUGGACAUGAACACGUUCACAUUCGUAUUCAUAUACCUGAACCGCACCACGAGUCGAAAGAAGUAAUAGUUCAUGAGCAUCAUGACGACCACGGUGGAGACGGCGGUGGCUACGGCGGCGGACACGGUGGCGGACACGGCGGCGGCCACGGCAUUGACAUCCAGAGUCUGCACGGAGGCUUCAUCGAACAUCUUAAAGGCCACGGCGGAGGUCAUGGCGGAGGGCAUGGUGGAGGAUACGGCGGUGGCCACGACGGAGGAUUUGGAGGUGGUCACGGCGGAGGAUUUGACGGUGGACAUGGCGGAGGAUUUGGAGGUGGCCACGACCACGGUGGCAGCCACGAUUUUGGAGGCGGACAUGGCGGCGGAAGUUUUGAUUUAGGAGGCCACGAUAGCGGACACGGUGGUGAUCAUGGCGGUUUCGGCGGUGGUUUCGGAGGUGGCCAUGGAGGCGGCAUUGGAGGCGGCCAUGACCAUGGUGGCGGCCAUGAUCACGGUGGUGGAAGUGACUUCAGUGGAUCUUUCGGCGGCGGUCAUGGUAGUGAUUUGGGAGGCUACGGAGGCGGAGGUCACGGAGGCAGUGGCGGUCACGAUCAUGGCGGCGGUGGCUUUGACCUUGGCGGCAGUUUCGGUGGCGGCCACGGUGGGGGACACGGAAGCAGUGGCGGUCAUGAUUUCGGUGGAAGCAUUGGCGGCGGAUUUGGAGGCGGCCACGACGACCAUCACAGUGGUGGAGGCGGUGGCUUCGGAGGCCACGGCGGAGGAAUAUCUUUAGUAAGCUCAGACAGUUAUAGCGGCAGCAGCCAUGGGUCUGGUGGCCACGGAUCGGGCGGACUGGGAAGUUUCGGAGGCAGCGGAGGAGGCCACGAUAGUUACAGUUCAGGCGGAGGAGGUGGCCAUAACAGUUAUAAUUCGGGUGUUACUAGCUACGAUACUUAUCACAGCGGUGGGCACGGGGGCGGCGGAGACAGUUAUAGCUUAGGUGGAGGCUCAGGAGGCCAUGGAGUUGAUAGUUUUAGCGGUAGCUUUGGAGGCGGCCACGGAGGUGGCCAUGGAGGUGGCCACGGAGGCGGUGGCCAUGGAAGCAGCGGAGGUCACAGUAGUUUCGGAGGUGACAGCUACACAAGCGCUAUAUUCGCCGGACACGGGGGUGGUCCUUAUCACAAAAAAUAAUUUAAUCUGAUAAUAUAGGCAAUCAACUAAGUCAUAGUCCACGGGUCUUCAUGGGCCUAACAGUACAAGUAUAACUGUCUUUGUAAAUAGCUCCUACUUCUAAGUUAUUGUUGCUAUGUUAUAAUAUAGAAACAUAGAAAUUGUU